This is a messenger RNA of Saccharomyces paradoxus, 615 nucleotides long. It is a transcript of the gene SUE1, whose product is annotated as Sue1p. The transcript has a single exon. Lineage: Eukaryota; Fungi; Ascomycota; Saccharomycetes; Saccharomycetales; Saccharomycetaceae. The coding region runs from base 1 to 615 and encodes 204 amino acids. The record is from RefSeq and is a predicted model, not a curated record. Gene Ontology annotation, cellular component: mitochondrion.
AUGAUUUUAUUGAAGAGAACAAAAAUUAGGGGCCUCUCCUCUGUAAGUUUGCAAAGAAGAACUCACAGUAGACUAGUAAAUCCCAUAAGGCAACAACAUCAACAAAUUGCCAAGCAAAGGAGCUCAAAAAUUUUGAAAAACGUACAUUUCUAUGAUUUUAGAUCACUGCCCAAAGUACCUACUACACAGUAUUUGGAAGCUAGGGAGCUAACUCGUGAUAUUCUGUACAGCGGAUACAGGCCAGUCAUGUACCCAGUGAAGGAAAACCCGCUGUUUAGAGACAAGAAGAAGAAAUCUUUACAAAUGCUAUUAACAAUGGACGAGACAGCAAACGCGGAGGCGAAAACGAUCGAUAAGAGUAAGCAUAAGAACGUAUUGUUUGGUGAACGUGGAACGGGCGGCAUAAUGUCAGGCGGCGUGAACGGUACAUGGAAGUAUAACCCUACCGUACCUAAUGAACUGUUACCAUUCAACUGGUGGUCUACGUCCAGUAUGGGUAUGGAAUAUUUCCCUGAAUGGAAAAACGUGCCCUCAUAUAUGAUGAGAAAGUUGAAACCGUUUGAUAAAGCUCUGCAAGUGCGAUUAACACAUAAAAGCAAAAAAAAGGUGGAUUAA